AUGCAGGUUGCCGACGUCCUUUCUGACCUCGCGUCACUGCGGGCUUGCGAUCAAGCAGAGGCGCUUGCCUUGGUCAAUAUACACAACGCUGAGCAGGCUCAUGGCCGGUCGCAGAACAAGGACGUGCAAAGAGCGACAGAGCUCAUUGAACUGCAUAGAAGCAUGAAGGAACAUCACAUCUAUCAGAACGGCGGAGUAGACGCUGCACUUCAUCAGGCCCGGAUGGACGUGGAUGCUGUGUUGGCAAAGCUGGGACGGUCUUGA
This is a messenger RNA of Nannizzia gypsea CBS 118893, 264 nucleotides long. RefSeq lists its product as hypothetical. Lineage: Eukaryota; Fungi; Ascomycota; Eurotiomycetes; Onygenales; Arthrodermataceae. The transcript has 2 exons. The record is from RefSeq and is a predicted model, not a curated record. Bases 1 to 264 code for a protein of 87 amino acids.